Molecule: messenger RNA, 1802 nt
Organism: Camellia sinensis
Lineage: Eukaryota; Viridiplantae; Streptophyta; Magnoliopsida; Ericales; Theaceae
Product: mitochondrial 28S ribosomal protein S29-like protein
Cellular component (GO): mitochondrial small ribosomal subunit
Molecular function (GO): structural constituent of ribosome
Source: RefSeq, a predicted model, not a curated record
AUUGAGAAUUGAGCAAACCCAUCUUCUCCCCAUCAUUCAGAGAUCUCUCUCUCUAGACCUGAAGAAAUGUUGCGGUCACUCCUCAGAGCGGCCGCUUCAGCCGCAACCACCAGACCCCAAUCGAUUACAGCAACUCCAGCUUCUCAGCUAUGGUCUUCGAGAAGCUACGCUUCGAAGACCUCCAAAUCAUCACCGACAAAGGCCAAGAAAACCACCACCACCACCACCUCCAAGUCCAAAUCCAAGUCCUCCGCCAAAGACGACUCUUCCGCCACCGCCGCCGCCACCCCCAUCGACGACCUAGAAAACGAGGACCUCCGCGCUCGCCGCCUCGCCGAAGACGAGAACGACAAGUCCCUUGACGUCGGCCCCAAUGGCCGACCUCUCUUCACCUCCACACCUUCUCUCUCUCAGCUCUCCCGUAAAGACACUUGCUCUUACAUGAAAUUCAGUAUGGAGGAUUUGAGUGCGGUGUUGCCGGAGGGAUUGCCUUUGGGGAUGGUGAAGGAGUUCGAGGAGUCGAAGCGGAGUGCGUUGCUCAUUCGACAGUGUUUCUUGGACCUUCGUGAUAAUUUCAGACGCAUUGUGGAUCCUCCAUUGCAAUCCUCUGAUGGCAAAGGUUCAAAAGUUCGAAAGCAAAUCAUUUUGGACGGUCCUGUUAGCUGUGGAAAGAGUAUUGCACUUGCAAUGCUCGUUCACUGGGCUCGUGAUGAAGGUUGGCUUGUUUUCUAUGUACCCCAUGGUCGAGAGUGGACGCAUGGAGGAUUUUUCUACAAAAAUCCACAAACUGGUUUUUGGGAUACUCCACUUCAGGCAGCAAAUGCUCUUCAGGACUUCUUGAAAUACAAUGAAUCCCUCUUACAACAAUUACCGUGCCAAAUAUAUGAUCCUAUCCCAUUGGGAGAGGGCAUUGGUGUUGGGUGGAUGAAAGGGGUUGAUACCAUGGCAAUGCCUGAAGGUUCGACACUAUAUGAUCUCAUUCAAACAGGACUCGCUUACACACAUGCUGCCGUUGGAGUGCUAGUUCGUUUAAGGAAAGAGUUAUCACUUGUAAAAGAUAUACCUCUCCUCUUUGCAAUUGAUCAAUAUAAUAAUUGGUUUACGUUCAGUGAGUAUGAGGAGCCAGUAACUGUCCGUUCUUGCCGGCCUUUGCAUGCUAGAGAACUUGCAACGGUUAAUGCAUUUAGGUCUAUGAUGCACAAUGACAUGAUGGUUGGUGCUUUCUCACACUCAACAGCAGUAGGGAAGCUACGGAAGGACUUGCCAGAUGUUCCCACUGAUGCUCGCACUAAUUUUGCCCGAUACAAUUUAGAUGAAGCUGCUACUGUUUGUCACUACUAUGUCAGGCAAAGACUAGUACGGCGUGAAGCAUUCUCAGAGGAAGGUUGGAAGAAGAUAUUCUACCUGUCCAAUGGAAAUGGAUCCGAGAUGAGAUGGUUGCUUCCUUUCAUGAGGUGAUCCCAUUUGACGGUUUGUUACAAGUAACUAAGAUGCAUGAUAGGCAAAGUUGAUUGUUUGCUCUCACAGCUUUUGGCUUUUGAUACUUCUUCAGUGGAAAAAUAAACGUGAUAAUCAAUGUUUUUUUGAUUUCUUGAGUCCAGAAGAGGUCAAUGUAGUCAGCUAUCAGAUAUCCAUUCUCUUUGUUUACUCUUUUUGGUUGAGGAAGAUAAUUUUAUUGUAUCGCUGCCGAUUUAAUGACUGAAGACAAUGUACCAUAUGUAGACCGAUUUUCACAUCUACUGAGAUCAGUCCCAUUCCAUUUGUUCCUUCUACAUUAAUCUUUAUAGCUGCUUUUUUGUGUA